Molecule: messenger RNA, 2255 nt
Organism: Cydia amplana
Lineage: Eukaryota; Metazoa; Arthropoda; Insecta; Lepidoptera; Tortricidae
Gene: simj
Product: transcriptional repressor p66-alpha
Exons: 20
Coding region: 272-2251 (659 amino acids)
Biological process (GO): negative regulation of transcription by RNA polymerase II
Cellular component (GO): NuRD complex
Source: RefSeq, a predicted model, not a curated record
CUUCCCCAAAAUUGUACUUGUUUUAGUUUACCGCAAUGCUUAAUUGUUAUUGGCUACUUUUCGGCAUUCUUGUUUAUGUGACCAAUUAUAUGCAUUUAUUUACGUCCACGAGUUUGUGAGAUAUGGCAUAGUGCAAUGGAAACCCAUUAAUUAAUUGUAGUCGUACGCAUUGAAAAUGGCUGAAUUGUUUUUUCGUGAAUUACAAUAAAUUAAUAUCAAUGCUAAUUGCCACUGUGAAAUUGACUAAAAUCCAAAGUGCGUAGUCGCGAGUAUGGAUGUGGACGAUUCAGCUGUUGACCUGAGCGUCAGGUCUUUGCCCCCUGAGUUGAGUGAGCUGCGGGCUCUGACGGCCAGCGGGCUGACCAUAACGCCAGCACAACCACCCCCACAUGGUGCAAGUGGCAAGCGCGUGCUGCGGCCGCGCUCGGAGCAGCGCAGCUACGCCGAGAGCCCGGACAUCGUGUUGCUGCCCGCCGCGCCGCCGCACCGCAAGCCCAGCACCGCUCCUUUCACUGACAUGAGCAGCAAGUUGAAUUCGUCAUCAGCGGUGAACGUGUCCAUAACCGCCGCGGCGGCGCCCGAGUCUCCGCGGGACCCGCGCGAUGACGACUCCUCCGAUGAUGAGAAUGAACCCCCCAUUCCGCCUGUGGACCGGGAGCUGUCGAGCGCUGAGAUAUGGGAACGCGAGCGCCUAGUCCGCGCGUUACGAGAAAAACUACGCGCCGAGGAAACACGCUUGGUCCUCUUGAGGAAGAUACGUCAGUCACAGUGUGCGCCGCCCAAGGCGGAGGCGGCUGGCACGGCGCUGGCGGCCUCGGGCUGCGUGGUGCCGCCCGGCGUCACCGUCACGCCCGCGCCGCCGCCCGCGCACCAGGGGAACAAGCGGUCGACGAGCGCGGCGAACUCGAGCGCGGCCGCGACCAGCUCGAGCCGGCGCACCUCCAGCCUGCCUGGCGGCGCCACGCUCACGCCGGGGCCCUAUCGCACACAGUCGUCCGGCAGCGGCGCGAGCAUCACGCCGUCCGUCACCAUCACGCCGGCGCCGCCGCCCGCCGCCUCCGCCAACGCCAAGCCAUCUCAGGAUAACUCGUCGGUGACGAGCAGUACCAGCGACGCAGCAAGUUCGCGCAGCGGCGAGGAGUCUCAGACGCCUGCGCAGCGCCAGGCGGCCGCCAAGCUGGCCCUGCGCAAGCAACUCGAGAAAACACUGCUACAGAUCCCGCCGCCAAAACCGCCGCCCCCGGAGAUGAACUUCAUCCCCUCCCCCUCCAACACAGACUUCGUGUAUCUGGUCGGAUUGGAGCACGUGGUCGACUACCUUACCAACGAGGACCGCAUGCCCCGCUCGACGGUCCCGGCGGUGUGUGCGCAGUGCGGUUGCGACUUCACGCCGGUGUGGCGCUGGGAGCGCGCGCCGGCGCGUCGCCUCGACGCCACCUUCACCGCGCCGCCCGCGCCGCCGCAGGCGCGCCGCCUGUGCGAGCUCUGCGUCUCCGGGAACGUCAAGCGCGCACUCAAGGCUGAGCACACGGCGCGGCUGAAGACGGCGUUCGUGCGCGCGCUGCAGCAGGAGCAGGAGAUCGAGCGCCGCCUGUCCGCCGCCUGCGCCUCGCCCCCCGCGCCCGCGCCCGCCGCGCCCGCGCCGCCGCCCGCGCACGCGCACCAGCACCGCCCGCAGAUGUCGGUGACGCGCACCAGCGCGCGCGCCGCGCCCACCCCGCCCGCCGCGCCGCCCGCCAAGCCGGCGCCGGCGCAGCCCGCCAGUCGGAACUCGUCGCUGGGCUCUUCCUCCCUGGAGCGGCACCACGAGCGGCGCGCCGAGGGGGAGGCGCCCGCCAAGAAAGGUAAAGCAGGCUCGUCUUCGAGCAGCACAAGCCAGAGCAGCAGCAGCAAGCCGCAUCAGCAGUUCGCGGCGGCGGCGGCGGCGCAGAUGGCGUUCGAGCAGCACUCGGCGGCCGCCAUGCAGGCCCUCCAGCACCAGCUGUUGCGAGGUCUGAGCGGCGCGGGUGCGAGCGGCAGCAUGUCGCCGGCGGCGGCGGCGGCCGCCAUGAUGCAGUUCAGCCCGCUGCUCUACACCUACCAGCUCGCUAUGGCGCAGGCUUCCGCGCUCGGCAAGCGGUCGGGUAAAAACAGCAGCGGCAGCAGCAGCGCGGCCAUGGCGGAGAUGCAGCGCGUGGCCGAGGCCCAGCGGCAGUACCUGCUCGACAUGAUCCCCGGCCAGCACGCCCGCAACCCCUGGACCAAGAACUAGCCAG